Molecule: messenger RNA, 2227 nt
Organism: Carcharodon carcharias (great white shark)
Lineage: Eukaryota; Metazoa; Chordata; Chondrichthyes; Lamniformes; Lamnidae
Gene: wipi2
Product: WD repeat domain, phosphoinositide interacting 2
Exons: 12
Coding region: 177-1493 (438 amino acids)
Biological process (GO): protein lipidation; protein localization to phagophore assembly site; nucleophagy
Cellular component (GO): extrinsic component of membrane; phagophore assembly site membrane; cytosol
Molecular function (GO): phosphatidylinositol-3,5-bisphosphate binding; protein binding; phosphatidylinositol-3-phosphate binding
Source: RefSeq, a predicted model, not a curated record
GCAUGCGCAGUGCGGCUGCCGUUGCACAAACACCAUGACAGCUGCGGAGCGCGAGCUGCUUCAUUAAAGAAAAGAAAACAAAACCUCGGGGGCGAUUUAAAUCGAAAAUAAUCGGAGAAGCCGGAGCGGUGCGGGCCUUCCUUCCCCCCAUAGGGGGGAGGGAAACACCGGGACCGAUGAACCUGGCCAGUCAGAGCGGGGAGGGCGGCAGCAGCCUGCUUCUCUUCGCCAACUUCAACCAGGACACCACGUCCCUUGCUGUUGGCACCAAAUCUGGUUACAAGUUUUUCUCACUUUCAUCGGUGGAUAAAUUAGAACAGAUCUAUGAAUGCACUGACACAGAAGAUGUAUGUAUUGUGGAACGACUGUUUUCCAGCAGUCUAGUAGCUAUUGUGAGCCUUAAAGCACCCAGAAAGUUGAAGGUUUGUCACUUUAAGAAAGGAACAGAAAUCUGCAACUACAGUUAUUCCAAUACAAUCCUGGCAGUCAAACUAAAUAGACAGAGAUUGAUAGUAUGCUUGGAAGAGAGUUUAUACAUUCACAAUAUCCGAGAUAUGAAAGUACUGCAUACCAUCCGAGAAACGCCACCAAACCCCACAGGACUAUGUGCACUUUCCAUUAAUAAUGAUAAUUGCUACCUUGCAUACCCUGGGAGUGCAACAAUUGGGGAGGUACAGGUCUUCGAUACUAUCAAUCUGAGAGCUGCAAAUAUGAUCCCAGCUCAUGACAGUCCCCUUGCUGCUCUGGCAUUUGAUGCAAGUGGUACGAAACUGGCAACAGCCUCUGAAAAGGGAACAGUAAUCCGAGUGUUCUCCAUUCCAGAGGGUCAGAAACUCUUUGAAUUCCGAAGGGGAGUUAAGAGGUGUGUGAGUAUUUGUUCACUAGCAUUCAGUAUGGAUGGAAUGUUCCUGUCUGCAUCCAGUAACACAGAGACGGUACAUAUCUUCAAACUGGAGACACAAAAAGAAAAACCACAGGAAGAGCCAACCACGUGGACUGGUUACUUUGGGAAGGUGCUCAUGGCUUCCACUAGUUAUCUACCUUCUCAGGUCACUGAGAUGUUCAACCAGGGCAGGGCAUUCGCAACAGUUCGACUGCCAUUCUCGGGGCACAGAAAUAUCUGUGCAUUGGCAUCAAUUCAGAAGAUUCCUCGACUAUUGGUAGCAGCAGCCGAUGGUUAUCUCUACAUGUAUAACUUGGACCCACAAGAAGGAGGCGAGUGCACACUAAUGAAACAGCACAAGCUAGAUGGUAGCGUGGAGCCAGCCAAUGAGAUUCUGGAGCCUUCACCACACGAUCGGCCGUUAGUGUCUCAGACAUAUAGUUCACCUGCUGCCAAAGUUACUUAUACCCCUUCGUCGCCAACAAGACAUGCCUACCCGGAGGACCAAGGAGCAGUGGGCGGAGUUGAACCAGAUGACGAUUUGAAUAUUGGCACACUGCGAUUAGAUGAGGACAAUGAGACCCCUCCCCUGAUUCUUAAGAGCGAGUGACCUUUGACUUGUGAACUGGCACAUGUUGGCAGAGAACACUUGCAAUUGACUGUAUUGUGAUGCUGCUACAGACUUUCAUCGUUGCAGGACAGAAAGUGAAGAAAAAUAUGAAAGGAAAAUUUUAAAGAAAAUUGUAGCUGUAGCUUAAUUCUAUAAUAUUGGAUAAAAAAUAUAUUGUUUUUUUUCCCCCAGUGGCUUUUAAUUCCUGUAAAGAAUUAGAGUAAGUAUGUCUUUUUUCCCUUUUCUGGCCAAAAACAGCUGCCUGAUGCAGCCCUGGAGCCUUUUAGCUUUGCGUGUAUACAUGUGCCAAGAGUUGAGAGUUUAGAAGCCAUUAUAAUGUUGCCAGUCUAGCUGUUUUCCCAUUGACUUCAUCUUUUUGUUUUUGUCACCCAAACGAAAAGAUUACUGGACCUUUUUGUUCCUCCAUCCAGGGAAAUAGGUUUCUAAAGAGUUGUAAGGUAGCAACCCCACCCAAUCCAAUUUUUAAAAAUAAAACAUUCUUUCUUUCCUCCUGUAUUUAGAAUUUAUUGAAAGUUUGUUUGUUGAGCUGCUUCAAAUUUCAAUCUUUUGGGGGAAAUUGGUGACUUUUUAAGAAAAAACUUGCUCCAAACAGGGACAGUUCAUUGAGUGUGACACUAAGAAUGAUCUCAACUUAAUCCUAAGGGUUUAAAUAUUGAGUGAAUAUUUGUAAUUUACUCUGAAAAUAAAAGCUGGUAUCCCACAUGUUUUUGAAU